AUGAAUAAUCCUCUGCUCCUAGCUCUAGCUCUAGCUUUUGCCCUGCCCUUCUUCUCGUCUCUUCUUAGCCUUUCUCACCCGCUAGAUCCUCUCACCCCAAACGAAAUAAACCAAAUACAACAUAUCAUCCAAAAUUCCAAUCUUGGCAGCCUCCCGAAUCUCACUUUCCAUUUCGUUGACAUUGCAGAACCCGACAAAUCCGAUGUCAUCAGGUGGCUCGACUCGAAAUCCCAACCCAAACCCACCAAGAUCAAACCUCCGGCUCGACAGGCCAAGGCCGUGGUUCGAGCGGGAGGCAAGACCUACGAGCUCGUACUCGACCUGGCCACGAACUCCAUUGUCUCUAACCACGUCUACACCGGCCAUGGCUACCCUCCUCUGUCUUUCAUGGAGUUGUUCCAGGCGAGCAAGCUUCCACUGAAGUACUCGAAAUUCAUCGAUUCGAUCGUUUCGAGGGGCCUGAACAUAUCAGAAGUCUCCUGCAUCCCGAUGACCGCGGGAUGGUACGGAGAAACCGUUACCACCCGCAUACUAAGAGUCAACUGCUUCUACCGAGGAGGAUCGGUCAACGUCUUCGCCAGGCCGAUCGAAGGGAUCAACCUCCUCGUCGACGUCGACACGAUGAGGAUCACAAGCUACUCCGACAGGUUCAGAGCUCCCCUGCCCAAAUCCGAAGGCACCGACUUCCGAUCGAAGAAAUUCGCCGAAAACUCCAUCAUCACGUACAACAUCUCCGGUCCCGGGUUCAAAAUCGACGGCCACAACGUUCGAUGGGCGAAUUGGGAAUUUCACCUGUCGUUCGAUGCGCGAGCCGGCGUCACGAUAUCGACGGCUUCGGUGCUCGAUCCGGUGACCAAGAAUUUUCGGAUGGUUUUAUACAGAGGCCACGUAUCCGAGACAUUUGUGCCGUACAUGGACCCGACUACAGAGUGGUACUACAGGACAUUCAUGGACAUCGGGGAGUUCGGGUUCGGCCGAAGUGCCGACACGCUUCAGCCGGCGAUCGAUUGCCCUGCCAGUGCCCUGUUUCUUGAUGGGUAUGUCGCCGGAGGAGACGGGAAGGCGCAGAAAAUGGCGAAUGUGAUCUGCGUUUUCGAGCGGUAUAGUGGUGAUGUGGGGAUGAGACAUACCGAGAUCAAUGUCCCUGGCAGAGUGAUCAGAAGUGGGGAGCCGGAGAUUAGCCUGGUUGUCAGAAUGGUGGCCACAGUUGGAAACUAUGAUUAUAUUCUUGACUGGGAGUUCAAGCAAAGCGGCUCGAUCAAAGUCGGGGUGGACCUGACAGGAAUCCUGGAGAUGAAGGCAACAGAGCAGAUCUAUAGCGACGGGAAAACGGGAAACACGUACGGAACUCUAGUGACGGAAAACGCCGUCGCUGUUAAUCACGACCAUUUCCUAACUUACUAUCUGGACCUGGACGUGGACGGUAACAGAAACUCGUUCGUGAAAGCCAAGCUACAAACGGCAAGAGUCCCUCCGUCAGCUAACCCGCCGUCUCCGAGAAGAAGUUACUGGACGGUCGUUAAGGAAACGGCGAAAACCGAAUCCCAAGGGAGAGUUCGGGUUGGAGCGGAGCCGGCUGAGUUGUUGGUUGUGAACCCGAAUAAGCGAACCAGGCUGGGAAACCAAAUUGGGUAUCGGUUGAUUACCGGUCAGCCGGUUAGCUCUCUGUUGAGCGAUUAUGAUUACCCGCAGAUUCGCGCUGGCUACACGAAGUAUCAGGUCUGGGUAACCGCUUAUAACAAGUCGGAGCGAUGGGCGGGUGGGUUUUACGCGGACCGGAGCAGAGGGGAAGACGGGUUGUCGAUUUGGGCCUGGAAGAAUCGGGCGAUUGAGAACCGGGAUAUAGUGGUUUGGUACACGGUUGGGUUACAUCACAACCCGUGCCAGGAAGAUUUCCCGAUCAUGUCGACGAUCCAUGACGGAUUUGAACUCCGACCCGCUAAUUUCUUUGAACGAAACCCGAUGUUCAAACAAGAUUAA
Messenger RNA from Linum tenue, 1980 nucleotides. NCBI's taxonomy places the organism in Eukaryota, Viridiplantae, Streptophyta, Magnoliopsida, Malpighiales, Linaceae. The record is from the annotation of a GenBank genome assembly.